ACUCUUUUUUUUUCUUUUACUUUCUUCUGUUUGAUCAAGUUUCAUUCAAGCACAAAAAAAAUCGUCUCCGCUAAAAGGAUCUCAUUAAAAACCAAUCGGAAAAAAAUUUUCAAUGGCCGGUUGUUUGUAUAUAAAGAUCCACGAAAAAUGGUAAUAAACUAAAGUAAAAAAAAAAAAUAUUAUUCCUAUUUCUUAUUAAAUCAAAAAAAUCAUUUUUUUUACUGUCCCAAAUGAGUAAUAAAAAUAUCGAUGAAAGUGUCAGAGGCACUGUGAAUCGCAGUCAAUCUUAUACCACACCAAGUCAAAGACCUGCUGCAGUCUCUCGUUCAGCAAGUCGUGCCCAUUUUGAUGAUUCCGAAAGAAUGCCCAAUCACAUCCCUAAUAGUAAUAGCAGACCAGAAUACAAUGAAGGAAGUCGUGUCAACUCUUCCGUUCAUGUCACUUCUACACCCAGACCCAAGAUCUCCAGUAGAGCUACCUCCUUUGCUACUGCUGCCAAAAGAAGAUCCAUGGUCAGAACAAUUUCCUCUCUCUCUGUCUACAGUAACUUUGCAGGUGAACGUUUAGAUGACAGCUACCCAAGACCUACCCUUGGAAAUAUGAUUGAUGAGGAAAAGAGAAAGAGCUAUCCUGCUUCCCGCAAAUCUUCCAUGAAUAAGCACGAAGAGUCGACCGUGGGUGAAGAAAUGAUUGAAGAUGCUUCAGAUAUCGCUCCCAAAGCCUCUGUUGGUAAAGCCAUGUUCAUGUUCUUGAAGGCAUUCAUUGGUUCGGGUGUUUUGUUUUUACCUAAAGCAUUCCAAAAUGGUGGUUUGGCUUUAUCCAUUGUGCUAAUGAUUGUCAUUGCACUUAUCUGUCUAUUUGCAUUUUUACGAUUGGUAAGCACGCAACACAUUAUUGGUGGUUCUUAUGGUGAUAUGGGUGGUUUACUCUAUGGUAAAGCUACCCGUUACAUUGUCCUGUUUUUCAUUGUCAUCUCUCAAAUCGGUUUCGUAUGCUCUUACUUUAUUUUCGUCUCGGGUAACUUGGUGAGUGUCGUUGAUGUCCUCUCUAACUGUACAGCCGGUAUCGAACAAAAGUACUAUGUUUGGAUGCCACUCGUUAUCUUGAUCCCUCUUUCCCUCAUCCGUCAUAUCGCCAAAUUAUCCUUCACUGCCAUCAUUGCUGAUCUCUUUAUCUUGUUUGGUUUGGUUUGUAUCAUUUAUUUUACGGCUGUCGAAUUAAGUGUCAAUGGUGUCGGUCCCAAUGUCGCUGCUGUCAAUCCUGUCAGUUUUGGUAUGAUGAUUGGUACAGCCACUUUCUCCUUUGAAGGCAUUGGUCUGAUUAUUCCUAUUGUUGAGUCUAUGGAACGUCCCGAAAGAUUCCCAUUCGUCCUCUGUUUGGGUAUGUUAAUUGUCUGUGUUAUCUAUAUCUUGAUCGGUUCUAUCUCUUACUUGGCCUAUGGUGACGCUAUUCAAUCCGCUGUCAUUUACAAUUUCCCUCCUGCCAAUAAGCUCACUAUCUCUGUUGAACUGUUGUACUCCCUUGCCAUUUGUUUGACCGCCCCUUUAAUGCUUUUCCCUGCCUUGAAGAUUAUCGAAAACGGUCUCUUCCACAAGUUCAGAUCAGGUAGAGAUAGUUUUGCUGUUAAAUGGUCCAAGAAUCUCUACAGAACUCUUCUCUGUGUCCUUUGUGCUGUUGUCGCUUAUGGUAUUGGAGGUGAAAACUUGGAUAAGUUUGUAUCGCUUGUUGGCUCUGUCGCUUGUGUACCCCUUUGCUUUAUCUUCCCCGGUAUGUUUCAUAUGAAGGUCACAAAGAAGAAGAGCGAAAUCAUUCCGGAUAUCGCUCUCAUUGUCUUUGGUGCAGGUAUCUUGGUUUACACCUUGUAUGUCUCUAUUGAUUCCUUCAUCAACCCUAUUUCUGCUGGUGAGCCCCUUACCCCUUAUUGUCCUGCCAACUAAAAAAAAAAAAAAAAGAGUAGGCUUCCUUUUUUUUUUUUUUUGUACAUAACUUAUUUAUUAUAAUUUUCCACACACACACCCCUCCCUUUUGUUACUUGUAAAUAUACCAAAUCAAACAAUUUUCUU
Molecule: messenger RNA, 2063 nt
Organism: Mucor mucedo
Lineage: Eukaryota; Fungi; Mucoromycota; Mucoromycetes; Mucorales; Mucoraceae
Product: transmembrane amino acid transporter protein-domain-containing protein
Exons: 3
Coding region: 231-1937 (568 amino acids)
Biological process (GO): amino acid transmembrane transport
Molecular function (GO): amino acid transmembrane transporter activity
Source: RefSeq, a predicted model, not a curated record